GGGUUGGGCUGAGCCCUUGGUCUUCAGUGGGGAGGCCGUCCCGUCCCUUCCCUUCCCCGGGCGGGACUGGGCUCCGCGUCCCCUCCGCUCCGGCCCGGAGCUGAGGUCAGGCGGGGAAGGAGGGAGCUCCAGUACUGCCCCUGCUCGGAGCGGAAAUGGGGGGAAGCAGUUGCUUCUUGCUUCCCUGAGCCGGUCGGCCUCCCCCGCCUGCUCCUGCCCUGCCCGCUGGCUUGCUCUGCAUGGAAACAUCAGUCCGUGCGGCUGUGCCCGGCCUGGGGUCGAGCCUCCUUCCUGCAGUCGGGGGAGGCCCUGGGCCUGGUGCAGGGCACUGCUGUGAACACAUGCCGCAGCACCAUCCUGGUCGGGGCGUCCGCUCGUAUAAGAGACCCGUCCUGGAAGGGGCUAGUUUCUGUCCCUUAAUGAGCACACCUCAAGGAGUGAUAGCUUUUCAGAGCCCUGUUGAUCCUGGGAUCUAGUGUUUUUGCCCUUCUGGGGCCUCACGAGCUUUCCGCUGCUGUGCGUUCCAGCUUCCAGGCUGUUUCAGAGAUGCACCCAGCACAGGCCUGCUCGGCGCUGGGUUGCUGCUUAGCUGCAAGGCGUACAUGGUACCAGGGCACCUGUCUUGGCUAUAAUAGGCAAACUGCCCCAAACCAACAGGAAUCUGGCACUGAGCUCCUAAUACCCUCUAAUCCCCACCUCCACUGUUGUUUGCAGCUUUUCUCUUCCCAUGGCGACAUUGCUUGCAAGCAAAGCGGAGUCAUAUUUGGGGGGUGACUCCCAUGCUGCAUCUGUGAGUCAUUCCUAAGGUUUCCAACCCUGUCGGGGCUCGAGCUGUGACAUUCGCAGAGGGACCUGAAGUGGCUCUGGGCUGGGGGGUAGAAACGCUGUGCUCUGCCCCUACAACUGGGAAAGGAGAGGACUGCCGUGGAGAAGGGGCUUUGGGGGUUAGAACAAACUGCCACUUGAUGCUGCCUGUAGAGCCCGGGGCCUGGCUUGCUUUGCUGGCUGCAGGAAGUAAGAUGCCUACACAAAUGAUCUGGAACGGACCUUGCCCCGCAUUGAAGUUUCACAAUCUCCACACCGAUCUUAAAGGAAGGCCGUGUACGCUGUGGUUGUUGAUGGCUAAUGAUACUCCGUAUUUACCCAGCACCUUGUCUACAGUUCAUAAAUAUUCCACCUUCCCCGGACUAUUGCAUGUUUGUCUCUUCUGCAAAACAAGGAAGUGCUCGCAAGGGCUGUGACUUGUCCCACUGACUCACAAGUGCCUGGGCUAUGUUGGAGCCUGGACUCCCGACAUCCCACUUUACUACCACAGACAGGCCAAGCUCUUAUCUGAGAGCUGGAGCUGAACCCUGUCUUGAAUUCAGUUAAUUCGCAGCAAUGAGAGUCUGAAAAUCCGGUUGCACUAGAUACCUCUCUUUCCUUAGAGAACUGAGGAAGAUGUAUCUUUCAUAGAUUGCAGAGUCGGAAGAGACCACAAUGGAUCAUCGUGUCCGACCCCCUGUCCAGGCAGGAAAGAGGACCGAGGUCAGAUGGCCCCAUCCAGAUGACUAUCUAGCCUCCUCUUGAAGCCUUCCAAGCUAGAGUAGAAUAUGGCUGAGUUUAUACACAAGCAGGGGAAGAGGCAGGACGACCGUGGGCUGGGCAGUGUCAUCGACUUCCUCUUGGCCAACACCAGGCUGGUGCUGGGGGUGAGCGGUGCUGCUGUGCUGGCCAUUGCGACUCUGGUGGUGAAACGGAUGAUUGACCGAGCCACCAGCUCGCCCGACGAGGACGAUGCCAAAGCAGAGCAGAAGUCCAUUGAGGAGAGCUGGCAGGAUCUGAAUUUGCUCAAGGCACCGCAGAAGCCUCCCAAGAAGCCAAGCAGGGAGGACCUCAGCGAGCCUCUGCCUGUAACCCAGCCUGCCCAAGAGCUAUGCGAACAUCCUGCCUCCCUGGAGACUCUCUGCAUAGAAUCCAGACCUCUGCUUUGCCUCACAUUGCAGGAGAAGCUCCUCUCUUACUAUAACAACCACGUCGCCAUCCCAGAGCCGGAAGCAGCCCUGGGGAGGCAGCUUGCAAAGGAUGUCUGUGUGGAACUGCAGAAUUUCCUGCAAAACAAGUACCCAGAACUGCCUUUCGGCAGGAUGGUUCUCAGCGGUUCCCUCCACAAUGACCUCCAGGUGGUUGCUGCCGACCAUGUUGACUUCCUGCUGCCUAUGGCACUCGAAGCUGCGCUCUGGAAGCUGAUCCCUGGGGAGGACACUGUUGUGAAAACCCCCCAGUUCUGGAUGAUUAGACGGACCGACUUGGAGUACUUCCCGAGGGGGAGCAGUCCCUGGGACCGAUUCCUGGUGGGUGGGUACCUCUCAUCCAACGCACUCAGUGAGACAAUCCAUAAAAUACUGGAGACCUCCAUCAACUGGCCUGCCAUAGGCAGCAUGCUGGAGUGCGUCAUCAGACCGACGGUGGCUCCUGAGGACCUGAAGCUGGAGGUUGAGCACUGUCAGGUUCAGCUGAAUGUAGCCCUCUAUCCAGUGGUGAAGGUGGAGGACAAGGUUCUUCUGGCCAAGCCUCCCAGGGGGCUUGUGGAAAACCUCUGGCAACAAAGCUUUUAUGCAGCUGAGGUCUCCAGACUCAAAGAUCUGGAUGCUGGAGACUCGGGGGUCAGGAAGCUCUGCCUCAAAAUCUGGAAGGCGGUCUGCAGAGACCACCCCUCCUUGGGCAGACUGACUGGCAGUCACUUGACUCACGUCCUCCUCCACCUCAGUGAAAUGGAGCUGGACUGGGCAGAGGCCACCUUGGCCACUAGGUUCCAGCAAAUGAUCGAGGAGCUGGUGGGCUACCUGGAGAAAGGCUUUCUCCCUUGCUAUUUCAACAGCAGAAUCAACCUGUUCCAUGAGCUGCUGGAAGAGGAAAUCGAUGAGAUGGGGUAUGCGCUCUACAGUGCUGUAUCCGAGCCAGCCCUCCUGCUGAAGGAAAGCGCUUGUAAAUGAACUGCGAGGCUGGGAGUUCCCGAGCGUAGGUUUUGCACGUCUUUAUCCACUUCUCCGAGCUAAGUGGAUUGCCAAAGUGUCUAACUUUUGUAGCUGAGGCCUUGCGCUUAAUGAAAGAGAAGCAGGCACUUCCUGAACAAAAUGUGCCCGAGUGAAGGGACAGGGGAUCAGACACCAAGCCCAUCAGCUCUAGGUCUCCCAGUUCAAAUCCGGUCUGUGUCUACAGUAAUUAGGAGCCUGAUGCCAUCCAUUUGAUGACUGGGGCAUCUGUGAAAUGAGUUUGGUCUCUGUUCAGUUCCUGUUGAACUAGUAUGUGUGCCAACCCUCGUCACAGUAAGGUACCUUCCGUAGCACCAUGGGCCUGGAUGCCAAACUUCUCAUUCCUAGAGGCAGUUCCCCAGACUAGAACGUUUGCCGGUGAGCGUGCAAGAAGCUGUACGUUGCCAGGGCUUGAAUGAUGCAGCUUGGCUGUGCGUAAGCUGGAGUACAGGCUCCAGGGCUGUCUGGGCGGCUCUCACCAGAGCUAAAUUCACUCUUGAAGUGCCAGACUUCAAAUGUAUAUUUGUGGGUGAGGGAGCAGGGGUUAGAACCCUCUUUCUCUAAGCAAAUCUGCAAGCCCAGCACAUUGCCAUUCUGAAAAGGACUUGAUGGAGAAUAGGUAGUAACUGAAUAUGCAUUACCAGAUAGAUAUUGCCACAGCAAAUCCAAAUGCAAUAUUAUUUGCUGAAGCACCUUCAAUGUUAAUACAGCUGCCAAACAAAAUGAGCUUAAAUCCAGUUGCUUGUUCUGUUAAUGUUUAGCUCGUUUGGAGGAGAGUGUUUUAAUGCAAUGUAUUCAAUGCCAUAAUGUCAGGCCUUAUGUUGAAACACCCUUCCCUAACAUGCCUGUCUGCUACAAACCCAGUAGUAGGAUGGGUUAUGGCUGUUGAGGAAGAGCAAGGAGGUUCCCACAAGGUCUUUCAGAAUAGGUGGGACUGAAUCCUGCUCCAGCUUUGGAAGUACUGCAGGGUUGGCAGGCUGCUAUUUUCCAUCUACUCUGUCAAACAGGACAGGGCUCUCGCUCCCAGAUUUGGGCCCCAAUUCUGUGCUGUGUCAGAACACACCAUCUUGACCAUGCCUCUCAGUUUUUCAGACAAUACCCUCUUAUACAUACGUUGCUGCUAUUUAGAGCCUGGCCCCACAGCCUGCCUGCCUUGAAAAGCAGUGGCGGGCAGGCUGGGGGACAGCGAGUUAAAUUGGAAGGCUUGCUGUUGGCGAGACCUGGAGUGAUUUCUGUUUGUCUUUAUUUUAAGAAUAAGUUGCUUUUUUGAGUGGCUGCUAAUAGGCUUAUUUUGGUCCUGGCUCUGUUCCAAGUACUAGGACAUUAUUUCUGUGACUUCAGAAUCGUGCCAGUUUUUCAGUGUUGCAAGGGGGUGUUACUCCUGCUAACUCUGAACGUAUGUACUGUGACUUGGUUUUCCCUGCAGAGACAUGUUUUUAUUUGUUUGGGGAGGAGGAGGAGAAACCUCUCUCUGCAUCUGAAUUUCCUGUGAUCUGAAGAUGACUUGAUCUAUAGGAACAAAAACAAUUCUCAAGUGCGAUUCUUUAGCAAUGAGAAUAAAGCCUCACUGUCUAACUG
Molecule: messenger RNA, 4592 nt
Organism: Alligator mississippiensis (American alligator)
Lineage: Eukaryota; Metazoa; Chordata; Crocodylia; Alligatoridae
Gene: MIEF2
Product: mitochondrial elongation factor 2
Exons: 4
Coding region: 1593-2975 (460 amino acids)
Biological process (GO): positive regulation of mitochondrial fission; mitochondrion organization
Cellular component (GO): mitochondrial outer membrane
Source: RefSeq, a predicted model, not a curated record